Coregonus sp. 'balchen' is the source of this 11714-nucleotide messenger RNA. The record is from the annotation of a GenBank genome assembly. Lineage: Eukaryota; Metazoa; Chordata; Actinopteri; Salmoniformes; Salmonidae.
AUGGAUUCCUCUCAAGUACUGCGUCAGCAAAGUCAGAACAAAAUCCUGAACGACCAUUCAAGGUAGGCCUACAGAGUAUGAACACAACUCGUCUAUUGUGCGUUAUUUUGGUGGUUGUGUCUCCCUAAUGAUGCAUGGCCACUGUCUAUAGCUGAACCUGAAUUAAAAACAACACUGUGGAUACACUGCCUGAAAAGUAUAUAUGUCUACACUCUCUACAUUGACUGUCCCUCUCCAGUCUCAACAGAAUGACAGCAGACCCAAAGCCAGGCUCUAAACACCCAUCUUUACCCCACCCUUCCAAACACCCCUCUGUACCCCACGGCCAUCCUACCAAACUGGGGUCUGAGAACAAGGACCCAGCAGCAGUCUCAGACAACAGUACCAAGCCCCCUGUAAGACCACUGGGCAUCAGCAGGCUGCCAGUGCUGGCCAAGUCCCUGCCCCUUCAGACUCCCUCUGACUUCACCCUGUCACACAAGAGAUGGGAGGAGAACUCUCUAGCAGUAAGGAACAUCUUUUCCCCAAUCAACUGCAUCACUAAGGGCUGGUUUCCAGGACCCAUAUUAAGCAUAUUCCUGGACUAGAAAGCAGACUCACUGGGUAUUAAACAUUGAAAGUGCUUCUUAGUCCAGGAUUAGGAUUAAUCUGGGUCUGGGAAACCUGCCCUGAAUGUGUCUCUCCCAAGCACUACUUAUCAGUGCUAAAUAAUAAUUAGUUUCUGUAUGUCUCUGUUUUCCUUUAGGGUAAAACCAAGAGGAAGAAACCAAGCACCAAGCCUGUGCCUUUCAACUUCUCUAAUCCCAAGGCCAACCGAAUGGGGGCACAGAACCAGAGGGGACCGCUGGCUACUACUGCAAGGGCUGGUGCUCAACCCACCCAACCUGAAAGUACUUUUAGCAUUGCUGGCCAUCUAAAAACAAGACCCACAUCAACCACUGCCACACUGCCCAGUACCGUCCCAACAACUCAUAACAAGGCCCAAUCAAAGUCAACUGUAGAGCUUGCUGCUCAAAUCCCAACACAUGCACUACACUUGGCAGCUAGAAAAGCAGGUCAAGGGCCUGGAGGCAUCUUGCCACAGCAAAAUAGAGAGACAAGGAAGCCUCAUCUGACCCAGGCUCCCAGUGCUGCCACCUCCAUGUCUUUGUCUCAACAUCCAAAACUAAAAGCCCAGUCUUCUUCAGAAAAUCCAUUGCACGUAUCUGGAUUGGGACAACUUGGUCUUUCCAGACCUCCCAGUUCAUUUGCUCACGGCUCAGGUCUUUCGUCCAGUGCUUUCUCAAUUAGUAGUGCCUCCACUGCCUCAGCCCAGCCCACUGCCCUCAGUACGGAAGCCUGUAGGGGCCAUUUUGACAUGCUCAGCCUCAAAGAUCCUUCCAUGCCUGGGCAGUUACCAAGUAGUACCGCUGGUGAGAAUGGUUUUUAUUACCGAUGGUAUGAUAACAUUUCAGAGCUCAAACCUCCUCAGCCUCUCUCUCUCUAAUACUAUUAUGCCUAUAUAGUCUGUCUCUCCCCACUCUUUCUCUCUCUGCUUAGGCUCUUCAUUUCAUACAUUUUCUUUUUGAAAUUGUAAAUGUGUUCCAUUGUACUGUGUGUGUUCCAGGGAGUGUGGCGGCUGCCUUCCACUCUGACCCCUCUGCCCUACGUAGUAUCCUCCAGAAUGAGGGAGUCAGUGCAGCCAAGGUUUUUAUGUCCAGCCGUCCCUCUACACAAGCCUAUUACAACAUGGUGAGUUGUCCUGUGGAAUGAGGUACCAGGAUUUUGGGUCGGUUGUAGUGAGUUAGUAUUUGUUUGUGUUUUCAAAUAAUGCCAUAGCUACAGUGGGGGAAAAAAGUAUUUAGUCAGCCACCAAUUGUGCAAGUCCUCCCACUUAAAAAGAUGAGAGAGGCCUGUAAUUUUCAUCAUAGGUACACGUCAACUAUGACAGACAAAUUGAGGAAAAAAAAUCCAGAAAAAUCACAUUGUAGGAUUUUUAAUGAAUUUAUUUGCAAAUUAUUAACAAAGCCUACCAUCAGUAACACACUACGCCGCCAGGGACUCAAAUCCUGCAGUGCCAGACGUGUCCCCCUGCUUAAGCCAGUACAUGUCCAGGUCCGUCUGAAGUUUGCUAGAGUGCAUUUGGAUGAUCCAGAAGAGGAUUGGGAGAAUGUCAUAUGGUCAGAUGAAACCAAAAUAGAACUUUUUGGUAAAAACUCAACUCGUCGUGUUUGGAGGACAAAGAAUGCUGAGUUGCAUCCAAAGAACACCAUACCUACUGUGAAGCAUGGGGGUGGAAACAUCAUGCUUUGGGGCUGUUUUUCUGCAAAGGGACCAGGACGACUGAUCCGUGUAAAGGAAAGAAUGAAUGGGGCCAUGUAUCGUGAGAUUUUGAGUGAAAACCUCCUUCCAUCAGCAAGGGCAUUGAAGAUGAAACGUGGCUGGGUCUUUCAGCAUGACAAUGAUCCCAAACACACCGCCCGGGCAAUGAAGGAGUGGCUUCGUAAGAAGCAUUUCAAGGUCCUGGAGUGGCCUAGCCAGUCUCCAGAUCUCAACCCCAUAGAAAAUCUUUGGAGGGAGUUGAAAGUCCGUGUUGCCCAGCGACAGCCCCAAAACAUCACUGCUCUAGAGGAGAUCUACAUGGAGGAAUGGGCCAAAAUACCAGCAACAGUGUGUGAAUACUUUGUGAAGACUUACAGAAAACGUUUGACAUGUGUCAUUGCCAACAAAGGGUAUAUAACAAAGUAUUGAGAAACUUUUGUUAUUGACCAAAUACUUAUUUUCCACCAUAAUUUGCAAAUAAAUUCAUAAAAAAUCCUACAAUGUGAUUUUCUGGAUUUUCUUUUCUCAUUUUGUCUGUCAUAGUUGACGUGUACCUAUGAUGAUAAAUUACAGGCCUCUCUCAUCUUUUUAAGUGGGAGAACUUGCACAAUUGGUGGCUGACUAAAUACUUUUUUCCCCCACUGUAUGUUUGAGGUUGCAUGUUGCAAUUGAACCAAUGGAAUAGCAGCAAACAUUCAAAGUAUUUGAAAGAAAUCAAAUACUAUUUGAACUCAGGUCUGGAUGGUAAUGAUUUUUGCCAAUGAACUAACUAGAGGUGUUCUUUUCUUCGCAGCCCCAGAGAGUAUCCAUCAUGAAGAGUGGCCAGAAGACAGUGCCCUCUGCUGGUCAUUGUAGUUUUUCUCUUGUGAAUUUGCAUUCCUUUAUAUUAUGUAGAUUUACAGGUGGAACUGUUUCAUGUACUGGAGCAUCUUAUAAAAAUACAAUUUGCUGUUUGGUAUACUUUAUGUUCUUGUAUUGCAUUAGGUCCUGUCAGGAAUGUUCAGUUCUAUCCUGACCCUGCGGCCCUGGGCAGCAUCCUGCAGAAUGAAGGGGUCAGCUAUCCUCUCCAGCCCCAGAGAGUGUCUGUCAUGAAGGGUCACCAGAUGACAGCAGCUUCUGCAGGUCAGUGGUAGUACUACUGGACACAUCGCAGAUGUAUGCAAAUUGGCGCCAGAGGAGAUGGCUGCCGUUUUACGGGCUCCUAACCAAUUGUGCUAUUGUGUGUGUUUUGUUUUGCGUUAUUUGUAACUUAUUUUAUACAUAAUGUUUCUGCCACCGUCUCUUACGACCGAAAAUAGUUUCUGGAUAUCAGGACAGCGAUAACUCACCUCGUACUGGACAAAGAUUUUUUCUUUAACGAGUCGGACGCAAAGGAUUUACUUCAGACACCCGACAAGGCCCACAUCCCCGUCAUUCGCAGGAGAAAGAGACUGAGAUAUUGGGGACGUAGGUCGGGGUGUCUUGUAAGGAUCCGACGACGAGUGGGUAAUCUGCCUCUACCAUCAGUCCUAUUAGCCUACAUACAAUCAUAGAACAGCCGCCUCUGGUAAGACAAGGGGUGGCGGUCUGUGUAUAUUUGUAAACAACAGCUGGUGCACGAAAUCUAAUAUUAAGGAAGUCUCAAGGUUUUACUCGCCUGAUGUAGAGUAUCUCAUGAUAAGCUGUAGACCACACUAUUUACCAAGAGAGUUUUCAUCCAUUUUUUUCGUAGCUGUCUAUUUACCACCACAAACCGAUGUUGGCACUAAGACCGCACUCAAUGAGCUGUAUAAGGCCAUAAGCAAACAGGAAAAUGCUCAUCCAGAGGCGGCGCUCCUAGUGGCCGGGAACUUUAAUGCAGGGAAACUUACAUUCGUUUUACCUAAUUUCUACCUGCAUGUUAAAUGUGCAACCAGAGGGAAGAAAAACUCUAGACCACCUUUACUCCACACACAGAGACGCGUACAAUGUUCUCCCUCGCUCUCCAUUUGGCAAAUCUGACCAUAAUUCUAUCCUCCUGUUUCCUGCUUACAAGCAAAAACCAGUGACUCGUCUUAUGAGUUUCUCAGGUAUCAAAGAAUCAAGGAUGCAAGAAUAUACUUAGACAUUCUGUGGAGAUUUCAUACCAAGUAUUUAUUGAAUCACGAGCUCGUGGGUUCAUCUAACAAACGGACAUGGCUUUGCCCUUCAUCAGUUGGACUAACUUAACCAAGAAGACCCUCUACCUUUAUAUACCCUUUAUUACCCUUCUGCUGGCAUACAUCUGGCAAGUCUCCAUGGGCACUCCCUGCCUUUGAUGUUCAUCACUUUUUACCCCAAGUCAGUAUCUUAAACAUCACUCAUGCUAUCCUAAACAUCACUAAUCUACCUUGACAUAAUGGAAUGUAGACUUCAUGGCCCCAAACCACUCAUCUCUUAACUCUUCCUCUGUCCUCACAACACUAUGGCAUGACAUCAUUAUACCAUAAAAACAUAAUAUCACUCGGUCAAUAAAGAAGUGGUCAGAUGACGCAGAUGCUAAACUACAGGACUGUUUUGCUAGCACAGACUGGAAUAUGUUCCGGGAUUCUUCCGAUGGCAUUGAGGAGUACACCACAUCAGUCACUGGCUUCAUCAAUAAGUGCAUCGAUGACGUCGUCCCCACAGUGACCGUACGUACAUAACCCCAACCAGAAGCCAUGGAUUACACGCAACAUCCACUUUCAAGGAGCGGGACUCUAACCCGGACACUUAUAAGAAAUCCUGCUAUGCCCUCCGACAAACCAUCACAGGCAAAGCGUCAAUACAGGACUAAGAUUUAAUCGUACUACACAGACUCCGACGCUCGUCGGAUGUGGCAGGGCUUGCAAACUAUUACAGACUACAAAGGGAAGCACAGCCGCAAGCUGCCCAGUGACACAAGCCUACCAGACGAGCUAAAUUACUUCUAUGCUCGCUUCGAGGCAAGCAACACUGAAGCAUGCAUGAGAGCAUCAGCUGUUCCGGACGACUGUGUGAUCACGCUCUCCGUAGCCGAUGUGAGUAAGACCUUUUAAACAGGUCAACAUUCACAAGGCCAGACUGAUUACCAGGAUGUGUACUCCGAGCAUGCGCUGACCAACUUGGAAGUGUCUUCACUGACAUUUUCAACCUGUCCCUGACUGAGUCCGUAAUACCAACUUGUUUCAAGCAGACCACCAUAGUCCCUGAGCCCAAGAACACUAAGCUAACCUGUCUAAAUGACUACAGACCCGUAGCACUCACGUCAGUAGCCAUGAAGUACUUUGAAAGGCUGGUCAUGGCUCACAUCAACACCAUUAUCCCAGAAACUCUAGACCCACUCCAAUUUGCAUACAGCCCCAACAAAUCCACAAAUGAUGCAAUCUCUAUUGCACUCCACACUGCCCUUUCCCACCUGGACAAGAGGAAGACCUACGUGAGAAUGCUAUUCAUUGACUACAGCUCAGCAUUCAACACCAUAGUGCCCUCACAGCUCAUCACUAAGCUAAGGAUCCUGGGACUAAACACCUCCCUCUGCAACUGGAUCCUGGACUUCCUGACGGGCCGCCCCCAGGUGGUAAGGGUAGGUAACAACACAUCUGCCACGCUGAUCCUCUACACGGGGGCCCCUCAGGGGUGUGUGCUCAGUCCCCUCCUGUACUCCCAGUUCACCCAUGACUGCAUGGCCAGGCACGACUCCAACACCAUCAUUAAGUUUGCCAACGACACAACAGUGGUAGGCCUGAUCACCGACAAUGAUGAGACAGCCUAUAGGGAGGAGGUCAGAGACCUGGCAGUGUGGUGCCAGCACCGUGAUCAAGACAAAGGAGAUUAUUGUGGACUACAGGAAAAGGAGGACCGAGCACACCCCCAUUCUCAUUGACGGGGCUGUAGUGGAGCAGGUUGAGAGCUUCAAGUUCCUUGGUGUCCACAUCGCCAACAAACUAUCAUGGUCCAAACACACCAAGACAGUCGUGAAGGCACAACAAAGCCUAUUCCCCCUUAGGAGACUGAAAAUAUUUGACAUGGGUCCUCAGAUCCUCAAAAUGUUCUACAGCUGCACCAUCGAGAGCAUCCUGACUGGUUGCAUCACUGCCUGGUAUGGCAACUGCUCGGCCUCCGACCGCAAGGCACUACAGAGGGUAGUGCGUACGGCCCAGUACAUCACUGGGGCCAAGCUUCCUGCCAUCCAGGACCUCUAUACCAGGCGGUGUCAGAGGAAGGCCCUAAAAAUUGUGAAAGACUCCACCCUAGUCAUAGACUGUUCUCUCUGCUACUGCACGGCAAGCGGUACCGGAGCUCCAAGUCUAGGUCCAAAAGGCUUCUUAACAGAGUCUAACCCCCAAGCCAUAAGACUCCUGGGACUAUUUGCAUUGAUUUUCCCUCAUCCACCCCCUCUUUUACGCUGUUGACACUCUCUGUUUAUUAUCUAUGCAUUGUCACUUUAACUCUACCUGCAUGUACGUAUUACCUCAAUUACCUCGACUAACCUGUGCCCCCGCACAUUGACUCUGUACCGGUACCCCCUUGUAUAUAGCCUCCCUACUGUUAUGUUAUUUUACUGCUGCUCUUUAAUUAUUUAUUUUUAUUUUUAUUUUUUACUUAUCUAUCUUUUUACUUAACACUUAUUUUUCUUAAAACUGCAUUGUUGGUUAAGGGCUUGUAAGUAAGCAUUUCACUGUAAGGUCUACACCUGUUGUAUUCGGCGCAUGUGACAUACAAUUUGAUUUGUACUGCUGAUAUAGUGUUGACAUUUAGGGCUAUUAGCCGGUGUAAAUGUUAUACGUAGCACCUUUUUUUAUUAAUUUUUUUAUACAAUUUGCACUGAGCUGUUUGAUUAGCCAGCCAAUUCAAACCCCUACUCCGGCUCAAUCUAGGGAAGCUGGGAUAGGCUAGCAAGUCUCUAACCUUGUAUGUGCUUGUAUUGUUUAUAGGUCCCGUAAGGUCUGUUCAGUUCUCCCCUGAGCCUUCCUCCCUCAGCAGCAUGAAUGAAGGGGUCAGCUAUCCUCUCCAGCCCCAGAGAGUGUCUGUCAUGAAGGGUCGCCAGAAGUCGGCAGCCUCUGCAGGUCAGUGGUAGUACUGGUGGACGCAUCCCCAUCUUUGGGCAAGUUUUGAAGAACAAAGUUUAGAAAUCCCAGCAAUAAAUUAGUACUGCUUCAUAGUCAUAAUGCAAAAACAUGCAUUUUAAAGAAGCUUUAUAGCUUCAAAUGGUGAAGAAGAGGAAAAAAAUUGUCAAACUAUUAAGGCUGUAACUUUGUGUUCCAGGUCCAGUACGGAGUGUUCAGUUCUCCCCAGACCCUGCAGCUCUCAGCAGCAUCCUGCAGAAUGAAAGGGUGAAGGCUGGGAGACCCCUGGAGGCCACACCCCAACGCACCUCUGCCUGUCCCUCUGGCAGGGGCACCUCCAUCUACACUGUCAGUCACCUUUUGAUCAAUCAAUUGAUUGAUUUAAUAAUAACAAAAAUACAUAUAAAGCUGCUCCAGCCAGGGUGGAAACAACAGUAUACAUUACAAUUCAGAUUUAAAGCUGCAAUAUGUAACUCUUUGGACAACCCAAUCAAAUUCACAUAGAAAUGGGAGUUAUAUGUCAUUCUUAUUGAAAGCAAGUCAAAGAAGCGGUAGAUCUGUUCUAUUUGCACAUUUUCUAUGCUUCCCAUUCGUAAGUUAAGUUUUUGCAUCUUUUACUUUUGGUUUUGUACACCAGCUUCAAACAGCAGGGGUUUGAAUGGUCGUGAAAGGCCUGGAAAAGUAAUGGCAUUUUUAAAUGGUAUUUUUCCAGGCCUGGAAAAGUUUUGGAAAAUGAUAAAAUCCGAAAAGUUAUGGAAAUUAAUUGAAUUUCUGUUAAUGUAAUUUAUUUAGCCACAGUUUUUAAAUAUUUUAACAAUCAAAUAAAAAUCAACAUAUCAGCCAGGCACGGAAUUACACUUCAGCGCUUCUGCGUUUGCACGCAUCACAUGCGUACGAGACGAGUGGGCCGUUGCUCAAGGAAGAGAGGCAGUCGGCACAUUGCAGCAGCGGAUAGGCCUAGACUAUAAAAUAUGGUAGAAAACAGACUAACUAGGUAGGUUGACAAUUCAAAACAUAUAUUGUACCCUCUAGUUAACUGUUAAGCUAUAAAUGUUUUCGUCAUGUCAUCAAUGUCCCAAAAAACUUUCCACUGACACUCGCGAAUGCAAAAUUGAUUUACUUUUUUGAACGAUUCAUAUGAUUAAUUUAAAUGAUUAUUUUUGAUGAGGCGAACGAUUCACAUCGCUAUUUGAUUAGUUGGACUCGGUUCAAUCGCCUUGAAUCAGUUGAAUCGAAUCAUGUGAAUCAAAAUAAUUUGUGAAUCGUGAACAUUAAUUUUUAGAAAAAAUAUUAGACCUAGCCUUUCUUUUGGAUUAUGUGGAUUCAAAAGUUGUUUUGUAGAUACUUUCAGUUGAUUUGGGCAUCCAAUGUAUGGGGCAUUGUAACUCAAUAUAUGAUAGUCAGCCUGCAAUGUAAACACUUCUAAGGUAGCUAAAUAUGACUGAAGAAAAUGUGUGGGCUUGCUUCAGAUUAAUACAAAUAUUUGUAGCCUACUAUAGCCAUUUGAUCUUUUAAUAUAUUAAAUUAGUUAGUUAUUUAAAAAAGGCAUCAAACAUAUUUGGGUGUAAUGUUGCAAUGUUUUGCAUCAAGGGUGGUUAACCAUCCUCCAGGAGAGCUAAUGGGUGUGCAGGCUUUUAUUCCCCUUUAACAAACCACAUUUUAGAAAUUAGCUGCUCAUCCGGACCUUGAUAAACUGUCUCUGAUGUGUUUGAGCAGGGCUUGAUCAAAAGCCUGCACCCAACUAGCUUUCCAGAUUGAGGGUUGCCCAGGUGUUUUAUAUAGUUGCCAAACAGUUAUUCUACUUUGUGGGAUGUUAAGUGCCUUGCUCAAAGACAGGAGAUGGUACAUGAGAUCAGAGAGCAGCCUCCCAGUGUUGAUACCACAUUACUCUUACUUUUUUUAUAUGUACUGUACAUAGAGGCCUCCAAUUGUUGGUCAUGGAAAAAUUUGGUUGGAAUGUCAUGACUUUUCCAUGACUUCUAUCUAUCAAAAUGUGUGUGAACCCUGGCAGCUGAAAAUACUUAUGGAAAAUAUAUUUCACAGCGGUUUAGAUACAAUGUUUCUCUACACAAUGACUGCUUGUUUUGUCACAAACUGAAAUUAGGCAAACUUAGAAUUUUAGCAACCAGGAAAUAGCGGAGCGAUUUCGGUGUAUUGCACCUUUUUAAAGUCAUUACCAUGCUACGUCCUCAUGUACCUACUUGUCAUGUCUCCUUAGUGCUGCAUGAAACAGGCAGCCACCUUCUACAGAUGAAUAACACAACAUUCAUGGGUGCUUUACCUUUCCAGGCACAGAGAGUACCCAUCACAAAGUGGCACACUGAAGCACCUGGAGGACCUAUGGGUACGUUGGUUAUAUGCUACCAUUUUUAUUGCCAAAUCUCAACCAGAUAUUGACCUUUUUCUCCCUCUCCUCUUGGGUCUGCCUUAUGACAUGAUCUAUCUGUCUGUCCCUCUCCUCAGUGACGUCAGUCAGCCAGACCCCAGCCUUAAAGUGGACACCCCAGCGGGUCCCUGACACCAGGCAUCAGCCCAUGUCCAUGGUCAGUAUGUUCCAGUAAACCCCUGACUCUCAUGUCCAUGGUUAGUAUGUUCCAGUAAACCCCUGACUCUUAUGUCUUUAGAUAUUAUUAUUUUUUACUGUCAACACUAAAGUGGAAAUAUUCAGUAUAUGUUGCCCAUGGUUCGUUCAAUCAAUCAAAUGUAUUUAUAAAGCCCGUUUUACAUCAGCAGGUUCAGAAACCCAGUCUAAAACCCCAAAACAGCAAGCAAUGCAGAUGUAGAAGCACGGUGGCUAGGAAAAACUCCCUAGAAAGGCAGAAACCUAGAAAGGAACCAGGCUCUGAGGGGUGGCCAGUUCUCUUCUGGCUGUGCCGGGUGGAGAUUAUAAGAGUACAUGGCCAUUAAGGCCAGAUUGUUCUUCAAGAUGGGUCAAAUAAUAAUCACAGUGGAUGUAGAGGGUGCAACCGGUCAGCACCUCAGGAGUAAAUGUCAGUUGGCUUUUCAUAGCCGAGCAUUCAGAGGUCGAGACAGCAGGUGCGGUAAAGAAAGGGUCUUAAACAGCAGGUCCGGGACAAGGUAGCACGUCCGGUGAACAGGUUCCAUAGCCGCAGGCAGAACAGUUGAAACUGGAGCAGCAGCACGACCAGGUGGACUGGGGACAGUCAGGAGUCAUCAGGCCAGGUCCUAGGGCUCAGGUCAUCCGGGAUGGGAGGGAGAGAGAGCAAAUUAGAGGGAGCAUACUUAAAUUCACAACCCUGUUAUUGCCAGCACCAUGGAUGCUCUAACUCACUGAGCCAUCUUCUUUCAGAGGAGGCUCCUGUCUGCCCACCAGACCCCCUACUCAGGCUCUCCCAGACUCAGGGGCCUCCAGGGCCACAACAGAGAUCUGGAGACAUGCAAGGAGGUGAGGAGGGGGGCUAACAGGUGGCAUUUACUUGCCAAGAUUGUGAUGGGUUGACAUACUUUAGUUGAAUGCAGUGUUUGUAAGUCGCUCUGAAUAAGAGUGUCUGCUAAAUGACUAACAUGUAAAUGUUUGUGUGGGGCAGGAGGUUGUCCAGAGAUUGUUUAAGGAGACUGAGGACCAAGAGGAGGAAGAACGGACAGACGGUGUGGCAUUGGAUCAAGAUCCUGCUGAGACGCGAGCAGACCAACAGCUGGCGAAGGAGGAGGAGCAAAGCAACACAGGAGGACGACUCCAGACUUUCUUCCAAGCCCCACACAGAGAAUCAGUCAUUUUCUUCUCAACUGGCAAGAAGCUGCACAGAGCAGCUCCAGCACACGAACAGGAGAGCCCUGUGGCCGGAUUUCUGGAGCGAGGUGGGCCCCUGGAGCGAGGUGGGCCCCUGGAGCGAGAUGGGCCCCUGGAGCAUUGUGCUGCAGGGGCCAGAGCUGCAGGAGCACAGGAGGCGAUGGACAGCCUCCCACUGCAACCAGAGUUAGACAGAGCCUCUGCACCAGAGAUCCCUGAAGUCACAGCUGCAGUCUCAGACCUGACCAGGUUGACCAACCUCUCAGCCUUUGUCCCCCUGAGCCAGCCCAGAGGUAGGACUCAGUCAGUAUAUACUAGCUGACUGUGCUUCUGCUUGCUCUUUGGAGUCUAAUCCAGGUUGAUCCAACUGAUUAUGCAGAAAGGGCUUUAUAAAUACAUGUUUAAUCGAUCUGUAACCAUGUAUCGUUGCAGGUAGUAUUAUGUUCCCAAAGAGCGGUGCUCUGAGUUCUGCUACAGCCUUGCUCCGCCGGCGCCUCCCCCUUCUGAAGGAGCUACGUCUUGACGAGGAGGUGGCCACCUACACCUCCUCCCCAGCCCUUCCUCCCUCAUCCUCCUGGCCCCAGCAGACCCGCUGUGGAAACCCUGUAGCAGCAGCCCUGUAUCUCCAGGACUAUGCU